Messenger RNA from Lytechinus pictus (painted urchin), 784 nucleotides. RefSeq lists its product as uncharacterized. NCBI's taxonomy places the organism in Eukaryota, Metazoa, Echinodermata, Echinoidea, Temnopleuroida, Toxopneustidae. The transcript is spliced from 4 exons. Bases 359 to 784 code for a protein of 141 amino acids. The record is from RefSeq and is a predicted model, not a curated record.
GCGAUUGCGAGACUGUCGUUUUUAUCGUAAAACUAGUAUCAAACUGAAAGACUGCCAUCAUUUGCAGAGGCGCUAGGCCUAUAAGAGAAGAAUUAGAAGAACAUAGAUAACGAAUAUCGCUUCAGUUCCAAAGUCUAAUUUUCCAGGCUAAUGCCAACGCUUUUAAUAAUUAAAUCAGCCGUCAUAGAUUGGCUUUGAACUGUCAUCGAGUGAUACGGGAGCUAGCUUGCGCUCCACGCCGGAACUCUGGGCUAGUGAUACACUGGGUAUACCGAUUGUCUGCUAGCUGCUACUAGUGCUAGAUUCUCGUUGCUGCUCUCUAGGGGCCUACUCUAUCUUCGUGAAGUAAAAUCUGAAGAUGGACAUUGAUUCGUUUUUUCAUUCGAUCCUAGAAUACGGGUCUUUAGCAGGUCUUGUAUUAGCUGAAGCCCUGGAUGAUCUAGAUGAUGCACUCUCAGAAUGGCCACCCAUCCUCUUGGUUGCUAUUACUGCGUUUGUGGUCACUGUUGCCAUGGAAAUUUAUGCAUGGUAUUCAGAUUCAGAUUUGACUUUAAUGCAGAGAGGAAAGAGAAAGUUCUUCAAGCUGCUUAGGAGUGCACCGAUUAUUGGAAGCAAGAUUACAGAAGAAUUAAAGACUACGAAGAAUAACAUUGCCAAAUCAUCCUUCAAAUUACCCAAGGGUGAGAGCUAUAGGACUAAGCUCCCAGAGGCAGGACUUAGCCAAGGAGAAAUAAUGGCAAUACUAAAAAAAAACUACAAAAGUUUAGGUGAGCUAAGGAGCUAA